Messenger RNA from Ilex paraguariensis (yerba mate), 1602 nucleotides. NCBI's taxonomy places the organism in Eukaryota, Viridiplantae, Streptophyta, Magnoliopsida, Aquifoliales, Aquifoliaceae. The record is from the annotation of a GenBank genome assembly.
AUGGCGACUCGCCACCUCCUCAACCUCACGCGCCGCUCCCGAAACCCCUCACGGCCUCUCUCUCCACCAUACCUAACCCAAACCUCCCGAUCCUCUUCACAAUCUCUCGCUCAAACUCAUGAAUCGACACCUCCAGCAUCCCCACCUCCCAAAGACUUCAUGAUCUAUGACCGCCUAGCCGAAGGCGUUAAAUCAAGGCUCAAACGCCUCGAAAACCCCGACCCCAGGUUUCUCCGAUACGCCUCACCAUACCCAACCCUAACCACCCACACCGGAAUUCUCUCCGCGCCUGAGACUAAAGUCACGACUCUCCCCAACGGCCUCCGAGUUGCCACAGAGUCAAACCUCGCUUCCAAAACCGCCACCGUCGGAGUGUGGAUCGACGCAGGGUCGAGGUUCGAGACCGAUGAGACUAACGGCGUUGCGCAUUUCUUGGAGCAUAUGAUUUUCAAGGGGACUGCGUCGAGGAAUGUUAGGGCUUUGGAGGAGGAGAUUGAGAACAUGGGAGGGCAUUUGAAUGCGUACACUUCGAGAGAGCAGACCACAUAUUACGCUAAGGUAAUGGACAAGGAUGUGCCCAAGUCGCUUGAUAUUCUGGCGGACAUAUUGCAGAAUUCUGCGUUUGAGGAUGGUCGGAUUGAUCGCGAGCGCGGUGUGAUUCUUCAGGAGAUGGAAGCGGUGGGAGAACAAUAUGAGGAAGUAAUCUUUGACCAUUUACAUGCUACUGCAUUCCAGCACACUCCUUUGGGCAGAACCAUUCUGGGGCCUGCUGAGAACAUCAAGAAAAUUACAAAACAACACAUUGAAGAUUAUAUUUCAACCCACUAUGCUGCUCACCGAAUGGUAAUUUCUGCUGCUGGAGCUGUUAAGCAUGAAGAAGUUGUUGAGGUUGUGAAGAAGCUGUUCACAAAGCUGUCAGCCAAUCCCACAACUACUUCUCAGUUAGUUGUCAAUGAACCGGCAAUAUUCACUGGUUCUGAGGUUCGGAUUGUUGAUGAUGAUAAGCCUCUUGCUCAUUUUGCGGUUGCGUUCAAUGGAGCAUCAUGGACAGAUCCAGAUUCUAUUGCUUUGAUGGUUAUGCAAUUUAUGUUGGGAUCAUGGAGCAAGAAUGCAGGAGGAGGAAAACAUAUGGGUUCAGAGCUCGCACAGUGGGUUGGCAUUAACGAGAUAGCUGAGAGUAUGAUGGCUUUUAACACAAAUUAUAAAGACACAGGCCUAUUUGGUGUGUAUGCUGUCGCCAAGCCAGACUGCUUGGACGAUUUAGCUUAUGCUAUAAUGUACGAGACAAGUAAGUUAUGUUACCGAGUUCAAGAAGCUGAUGUUACUCGUGCUCGUAAUCAGCUGAAAUCUAAUUUGCUCCUCCACAUUGAUGGGACCAGCCCUGUUGCUGAAGACAUUGGACGUCAGCUAAUUACAUAUGGACGCAGAAUUCCAUUUGCAGAAUUAUGUGCCAGGAUUGAUGCUGUGGAUGCUAGCACUAUCAAACGAGUUGCGAACCGUUUUAUAUUUGAUCAGGACAUCGCAAUAGCAGCCAUGGGACCAAUCCAACGUUUGCCUGACUAUAAUUGGUUCCGGCGCAGGACCUACUUGCUGCGCUACUAA